Molecule: messenger RNA, 3541 nt
Organism: Sclerotinia trifoliorum
Lineage: Eukaryota; Fungi; Ascomycota; Leotiomycetes; Helotiales; Sclerotiniaceae
Source: the annotation of a GenBank genome assembly
AAAUCCCAUCUAGAAGCAUCUUGGCAACAUAGCUACUGAUUGAUAUUGAUAUCUUGUCAACAUACAUGUCUUGUCCCUUACAAUUCAAUUCGUCAAUUCGUCAAUCCAUCAAUUCUAUUUCUAACAUUACGAUUGAUCACUAACUUUGCAGCUCAAUUCACACAGUUUCAUCCUAAUCCCAGCAACAAUCAACAUCAACAUCGACAGAAUGACAAAUAUAAGCACAUAAGCACACUCCGCCUGUGCAUUUAUUUAGGUUGUUGCCUCCUGCAGUGAGCUACCCAAGCAGGAUUGGAACGUCUCCACAACACUCAAACCCAUACAGCCUGACGGCCUCGCAUAUUAAUCGUGGCUCCUCCUUCACUCCGUCGAGCAGGCCAUCCUCACCACAGGAUAUCCUUUUUUCGAUAUCUCUUUCCGCAUCCUCGGAGGAUUGCACGCGAGCGCUUCACGAAUUUCCGAUUCGAAACAUUACCAUUUUGGAAACUUCGCGCACAAUCACGAAUAUAUAAUUAUAUAGUUAAGACCCAGUUAAAGCAGAAGAGGAAGAGAGCGGCCGGGAAAACCGCCUUUCAAAUUCUUGAAAGGGCGGGGAGAAGACUUCUGGGCGGCGGUUCUAAAGACAAUGCGACGACUUCUCGCAAGCUGAACCCAUCAUCUGGUUCGAUGUCUAGCUAUGUCGCAGAUGGAUAUGGGGAGGAAAGAAAGCGUGGUGGUAAGAGGGAGAGAUUGGCAGGAUAUUGGAAGGCUGCAAAUGAACUUCGUCAAUCAUAUCAACAAUCAUAUUCGGAGAAAUGGGGAGCGAACAAUGGUGUGGAUGAUGAUCCGCAUGGGAUACCGGGCUCAUUUCCGGAUGUAGCUAUUAUUUCUCAUGGAGAUGAGCAAAUGAUAUUAUUUCCUUCUUAUGCGCGAAGACAUACGAAAGAGAAGCCAUUCUUUGAAAAUGCCAACAUGAAUCCUAAAUUGAACGAACCGGGCGAUGCAGAAUAUUGGGCAAGGGAAUGGCAGAAAUAUGAGGAUGAUAAGGCUAUAGUUGAUGUGGAUGUUAGAGGAUGGCUUUACUCUCCUCAUAGAGGACCUAUGACGAGAAAGAACAGAUUACUCAUUGGACUUGCACGUCAAUUGAGCGGCAUACCAGCCCCAAAAUCUGGGAGUCGAGAUACCAGCCCGGAUGCGAAUUCAAUGAGGGCGAGACAUAGAGAACAUGAAGAGAGGCGUGACGAGGAAAAGAUCGCCAGGGAAGCAGAACAAAUAUUGAAAAAAGGGAGAGGCGAGGAAGAGGCAGCCCUUCGAGGUGACUAUAGUGAAAAACCAAAGCGUGAUUCGGAUGGUGAUAGUAUCUAUGAUGAUCGUGGUAGGCGGCGCACUGGCAGUUCAAGAGUUUCACCGGAGUCAUCUCCCGCUCCUCCAGGUAGUCUAACAAAACGUACAUCAUGGAAUCAACCAUCCGAAAUGACCCAUGCGGAGAUUUUUACUGCAAAUGCGCAUUUGAUGGCACGAUUAAGACCAUUCCUUACGAAUCCAAUGGUCGCUACGGCAAUCACGGUCUUUUUUUAUGAUGAGAAGAACUCUUCUUCGCGAACGAUAGAAACAAAUGAGGCAGGUCAUUUCAAUAUUCGAGCUGCUUUGGAUUUUGUUCCUACACAUGUUAGAGUACUGGCCUCGGAAAAUCUUUCAGCGAUUGAAGAAGUCAAGAUAACGGAACCAAAAGGAGUCAGUUUAAUCAGUGAUGUCGAUGACACCAUCAAGCAUUCUUCAAUUGGUGCAGGAUCAAGAGAAAUUUUCAGAAAUGUCUUUGUCCGUGAAUAUGCUGAUCUCACAAUUGAAGGUGUCAGGGAAUGGUACAACACAAUGUAUGAUAUGGGUGUAGGGGUUCAUUAUGUAUCCAAUUCACCUUGGCAACUAUUUCCAGUAUUGGUGAGCUUUUUUAGAAAAGCAGGUCUACCGCCUGGAUCCUAUCAUCUGAAACAAUAUAGCGGAAUGCUCCAAGGUAUCUUUGAACCAGUUGCAGAAAGAAAGAAGGGUACCCUUGAGAAGAUCAUGCGAGAUUUUCCAGAGAGAAAAUUCAUUUUGAUCGGAGACAGUGGUGAAGCAGAUUUAGAAGUUUAUACCGAUGUCGUCCUAGCAAACCCGGGGAAAAUUCUCGGAAUUUUUAUCAGAGAUGUCACAACACCAGCUGAUAUAGGGUUCUUUGAUUCGGCUUUAGGUCCGCUCAGUGGAGAACGACGGAGAUUUGAACCGCAAUCUCGAACACAAUCCAUUGAUAGUAGGAGAUCAUCUACAUAUAGUAAAUCAGAGCAAUCAGAGAAACGACCAGCUUUACCUCCUAGAGUUCCGUCAGAAACACAACUUCGGACGAGUAAUGGUCCAAACAUGGGAACGCUCAUUGACUUUGGAGAUGAACCCGAGAAUGAUCCAAUACAUAAAUUACAUCGACAAGUGGUGCCUCGAUCUAUGGCGGAUAUGGAAAUACCAGAUGUUCCACAACGAAAAUCCACCAAUGAUGGUAAAGCCCCUCCACCUCGACCUUCUAAACCUCUAUCACUUCGAGGAUCAAGUACAAUAACAGUCGUUCAACCUGAACCACCUGAACCUGUCAAUCGGAACACUCCUCCACCACCACCAAAACCUCGUCGUUCAGGUGCUAUACAUGGAAGUGUACAUAAUCAUCCAUUAAAGCAAACACAAAGCAGUGCCGAAUUAUCUGAAGCAUCCAGUGAAGGCUAUAUAUCCAGUGCUCGCCAGAAAGUUGCAGAGACCUACAAUAAUCUUCCAGAAAUGAGAUCUUACAUACCAGGAAUGGGCGACUCCAGUCCAUCAUCAAAUGGACCUCCAAUACCACCACGUCGCCACUCAACCAUGCUAUCCUCAACCUCCACAGGUAGCGGUCCCACCUACAUAAACACAAAUAAUAGCAGUAGUCCCGACUCAUCCGAAGAUGAAUAUUACCGACCCUCCAAUGGAGCCCCAGCAAACAAAAAGUUAGAUCUCUGGAAACGUCGCUGGAGACGCGCAAAGGAUAUUCUGGAUACUCAGGAUGUAACUUUAAGAGCUUGGAGGUCGGGAGGCGAUGUAUGUAUAGAGGCUGUUCAUAUGGUGGAAAAAACUCUGCGCGAGAUGGGCGUGGAGGGAUAUGGGAAUGGGAAGGGGAAGACGGGGAUAGGCGGUGGAGAGGUUAAGGUUAAGGAUUUGAAGAGGUAGGAAGGAUGUUUGUAGAGGGAUGAGGGAGUGUUUUUGUGGGGUAGAGCGAUGAGAUGUUUCAUAUUAUUGAAUGAAUUUUUUUUGGAUGGGUGGGCGUGUGCAUGGUGUCGUACGGUGGCUAGAUUGAGGUAUGAUGACUUUAUCAUACGAUUGCAUAAAUGUACGUAUGCAUGGGAAUGGAAUCGAAGCGAAUAGAUUUUCAAGGGAAGAGCGGAAGAGGAAUGAUAUGAUACGGAGAGAGACAUGCAUGCAUGGAAAGAAGAGAGAAAUAAAUGAAACAUUAUAAUAUUGUAUACAAGAGUGAGAGUGAGAAUGAAAAAGAAAAUUUCCAUCCAAUACU